This is a messenger RNA of Falco peregrinus (peregrine falcon), 4712 nucleotides long. It is a transcript of the gene CACUL1, whose product is annotated as CDK2 associated cullin domain 1. Gene Ontology annotation, biological process: ubiquitin-dependent protein catabolic process. Lineage: Eukaryota; Metazoa; Chordata; Aves; Falconiformes; Falconidae. The transcript has 10 exons. Bases 166 to 1290 code for a protein of 374 amino acids. The record is from RefSeq and is a predicted model, not a curated record. Gene Ontology annotation, molecular function: ubiquitin protein ligase binding.
CGCCUGCCGCAAAGUGUCGCGCUGUGCGGCCGGAGCCUGGGCUGGCGGCCGCGGCCCGUGCCCGGAGCCGUGCCGCGGCGAGCCCCGCCGGGCGAAGAGCGGCCGCCAUGGGCGGCGGGCGGUGAUCUCCCGCCCCGCCCCGUGCCGCGCCGGCAGGCAGUCGCCAUGGAGGAGGAGAGCAUGGAGGAGGAGGGCGGCUGUGAGGCCAUGAUGGACGACCAGAACCACAACAACUGGGGCGCCGGCGGCUACGGGCGGCACCUGCUGGGCCCCGCUGCGGCGCCGCUCGGUGACCGCCUGCUGCGCGGCGUCUCCGCCGAGCCCCCGGCCGGACCGGAGUUCCCCGCGGUGUCCGAGGCCAACGGUGUGCUGCGGGGCUGCGAGCCGGGGGCCGCCGCCGCCGCCAAGGGGGGAGCCGGAGCCAUCGCCGCCGCCAUCAACAUCAACGCCUCGACCUCCAAGUUCCUAAUGAAUGUUAUAACAAUUGAAGAUUAUAAGAGCACAUAUUGGCCAAAGUUGGACAGUGCCAUAGAUCAGCUUUUAACUCAGAGUCCUGGUGACUACAUCCCUAUCUCCUAUGAACAAAUAUACAGUUGUGUGUAUAAGUGUGUAUGCCAGCAGCAUUCGGAACAGAUGUAUAGUGACCUAAUAAAAAAGAUAACUAACCACUUAGAGAGAGUCUCAAAGGAGCUGCAGGCCAGCCCUCCAGAUCUCUAUAUUGAAAGAUUUAACAUAGCCCUUGGACAGUAUAUGGGAGCAUUGCAGAGCAUUGUGCCUCUUUUCAUAUAUAUGAAUAAAUUUUACAUAGAAACCAAGCUUAACAGAGACUUAAAAGAUGACCUUAUAAAGCUGUUUACGGAACAUGUUGCAGAAAAGCACAUUUACAACCUAAUGCCUUCUUGUCAUUCUAUCAGAGCCUGGAAGCUGGCAUUGCUGUUUGAAGCUGUGUUCAGGAAGGACUGUAAGUACAUUUCAGCUUUACUUUUGGAAGCUCAGUCAACACCGUUUCAAAUAACUCCUUCAACCAUGGCAAAUAUUGUGAAAGGCCUGUAUACACUACGACCAGAAUGGGUACAGAUGGCACCAGCUUUAUUUUCUAAAUUCAUCCCAAAUAUCCUACCCCCUGCUGUGGAAUCUGAGCUUCAGGAGUAUGCUGCUCAAGACCAGAAACUUCAAAGAGAGCUUAUGCAGAAUGGAUUUACUAGAGGUGACCAGUCACGCAAGAGAGCUGGAGAAGAGUUAACUUACAAUGGCUCGUCAGCUUGUGCAAGCUCCAGGGGGUACAGAUAGUGAAUAUACUGGAUCAGCUUCUAUUUCUAGCCGGAACAGACACUGGAGGAGCACAGGUGGUAUCUGGAGCCUCCUUUGGCGACUGCUGAUACUUGAGCUCUGACAUGAACUAUGCCUCAAAGAAGAGUUUUGGACUUUCUUCUUUAUAUAAUAAAACGUCAGUUGCUGCUACAAUUGGGAUACCUUUGAAAGACAUGAUCCCUUGGUCUAGCCUAUCAACAAGUUCGUGUUCUGCGAUUUUUGUGAGGAAUGCACCUUGAAAAACAAUCCUUUCGAAGUGGAAAUGGGCAGCCGAAAUCAGCAGCUUCCAAAAGUGUUAGAAUGGAAGAAUCUUUUUUGCACUCUUUUCUUAAUAUUAAGGACAUUCUUAAAACUAGUUAACACGUCAGUGUAUUAGUUUUUAAACUUCAAGGUAUUUUCUGGAGCUUUUACUUAAUAAGAAUAAAGUUAUUUUGCAGUAUUUGUUCGUUAGUUUAAAAAUUGUCAGCUUUUAAGAGUUGGUCCCAUAUAAAUGUAUCUUCUGUCAGGGAGUUUAAAAUUCCAGAUUUUUCUUUUAUCUUUUUUUUUUUAAUUGGUAUUUUGAAAUCUGUUUUCCUAUGUGUUUGUACUCUGUGCCUUCAGCUUGUGCACUUUGCAACUUUAUAGACCAUAUUUUGUUACUGCAAAAUGUGUUCUUGAGGAAAAACUUGAUGCGAACAAACAUGCUGCAAAGCUGCACUUUUCUCUUGCAUUAAUGGGAGGUGAAUUUAAGGAGGAAGGAAGAAAAGUUGAACCUAUAUCACCAUCACUAAUAAUGACUUGGAAGUUUGUCCCCUUUUAUGUUUCAUAUGUAUUAGUGUUUAAUGCUGGGACCAACUCUUGUAGAACUCUCUCAUUGACUUUUUAUUGGCUUCCAUAAUUGCAAUAGAUUGAGAUGUGAAUUCCAGACUGAAUGAAAUACUAAGAUGUGUUUUAUGCUGUGCUAUGUAGAAACAUUGUGGGCAAAAUUCUCCAGUCAAGUAGGUCUGCAAAGUGCAUCUCUGUCAGCACAAACCAGAUUUGCACCUGGUUGAUCGGCGAACAAUGGUACCUGUCCAUGAUCACUUUGUGGUUCCUGUACCAUUUCUCCUGUUUCAGGGAUGUGAUGGGGGUAUGCUAGUGGAUGUAGUCGGAAUCAGGGAGUUGAGGAGUGAUCUAAUACACGCAUGUGUACUCGUCACCCUCCUGCUUCCAGUCUUGUGUAAACUCAGCUGGAGAUCCAGCUGAGCCCAGUUCCAGGAGAUCUGGACCUAUGGUCUAAAUCCUAGUGAUUGUGACAUGGUUUUUAAUCAAUAGUAUGAGCAAUGUGAUUCUUUCAGGAGGGGAGAAACAUACUUGAAAAAGCAGUUUGAAUACAGGUUGUUUUUUGUUAUUACUAUGGAUUUAUUUUUUAUCACCUUUAGUUACGAAGAGAAAUGAGUUGGUAAUAUAAAAAUAUUUCUGAAGUGAAACAAAAGUUUGUUCAGGUUUGUCUUGCACAACUCUUAUGCCCGUUUAAAAAAACAACACAAAAAACAACACAAAAAACCAACACAACCCCCUUUAUGCUUGUAUGGGUUCAUUACAAAAUGCAGGAAAAAAGAAAAAAAUAGAUGCGGCAGGGACAAAGAUUUUUUUUCUUUUUGUUCUGUAUGCAGGCUUCAUGUAAAUGAAUUUAAUUCUGUCAGUUUCACGUCAGCCACUUUGGCAAUGCCAUUAGUUCGGAGGGUGGUGGGGAGGAAGAACGAGGACGACGCUGCUGUGAUUGACCAAGUCUGAUUUACCUAUAUAUUCCUUUGCAUAUUUGCAAAGCCUAUUUAAUUUGGAGGAAGGUUUUCUUUUAAAAUUAAAAAUGAAUGCUUUUGUUUUGUUUUCUGUGUAGAACAUUGCCAGCAGUGUGAUCUCGUCCCCAAUAGUGGAAACCCAAACCACUCUGAGCACAGAUUUUUGUUGGUAGUAGGUGUUGGUAGUGUUUGCUUCAACGUUGCUAUCAGCUACUUAAGUUGAAGCAGAAUGAGAUAAAAACAGGGGGUUUGAAAAUUUGGCCGAAGUAUGCAGUAGAGAAGUUAAUGAAGGCUAAUAGGGAACAAAAAAUGAUUUACCAGCUUCCAGGUUUUUAUCAGUUUUGGUUUUAAACAAAAUUUAAGUCUCUGAUAGUGUCCUUAGCUUUAAAAAACACUGCUGAAAUGACAAUAUUCUUGAGUUAAGAAUAGAUACAUUAACCUAAUUUGGUUGGUUUGUUUACAACUUCAUUAGCGUUCUAGUUCACAUAAUACAGUAAUCAAGCUCUGUCAUCUUUGUCAAGUGAUCAUAAUUCUUUUCUGUUCCUAAAGUGGUUUUACUGGUUCACGUUUGUAAAUAACAUGUAGUGCUUUUGCUUCAUAUUUGAGGCAAGGGUUCAACAUUCAUUUUACAUUGUGUUAUGUUUGGGACACAGACUUCUAAACCAGUCAUUCCAUCAAAAGGUAAAGCAUUCCUGUCAGCGUGGUUCGCUUCAUACUCACUGAGUAGCGCUUGGAUGCUUCUCAGUCCUGUGUAGCAUUCUCACUUGGCCACCAUACUUGAGAAAUCUGUUUGUUAAGCACUGUAUUAUGUUGUAAAUUUGGCAUUAAAAUUCCUGUGUGUUUUGGCAUUAUUAACACAAUGCUGAAAUAUUGUUUAUCUGUUAAAGACGUUACCAUUGUGACUGAGCAUGAAACAGAAUACAGCAUACUAUACUAAAUUAUUUUGUUCCUCUGUAAACUUGCAUUUUACUUACAGUAAAACUAACUCAGCCAACUUGAGCAUUGGUACUGCAAAGCCACAGUCACCAACAGCAUGAUCCUAACUGCAGUAUUUAAUUUAACCAAAUAACUUGUGGUAAAUCCGUUGCACCUGUAGCUUACUCUGUUAAGAUUAAGCAGUAAAGUUGGUUAUACAAUGGGUGUCCUCUUUAUGUUGCACUGGUUCUAUAGCCGAACUUGCUACAUUAAAAUAUUUUUAGGUUAAUUUCACUUCUUGAUUUGGGAAGAUGAAUAUUUACAUUAGUCCUGCUGACCACUGUAAUGGUAGGCCAUUGUCAAUAUAUGGUCAAGGUGGUCUUUGAUACAAACAAUGAAGGUGUGUGGGGGUCUAACUGGAUAAAUACUCAACUCUUCUGCAGUUGGAUCUCCUUGAUGACUUUCUGCAGUUGUUGAGGAAGUGUUUGUGGAUGAAUCUUUUGAAGCAAAAGGUUUUGACUCUUGUCAUUUGAUAGAAAUAUGACCAGCCAGAUUCAUUGCUUUUAAUUUUUCCCUGAUGUGAUUGUUUACUUUCUACAUGUUAAAAAAAACCAAACUACAAAGACCAUGUUUUGAGCGACUGAAAAACGUGUUUCAUGUACACUGUGCCAACCCUAGUGAAAGGACUAUUCUGUAGAACUACGGAAUAAAAACCAACUGCUUGAA